AUGAACAACGACCAGCAGCAGCAGCAGCCGACGUCCACCAGCGGCCGAGGCGAGGGCUUCAUCAACGAGGAGGAGAUCGAGGAGGAGAUUGAGCUGGACAGCGAUGACCAACAAAAGAAUGGAACUAAAAAAGUCGGAGAUUUCAAAGUAGAGGACCUCCUGGAAGAGCUCGCCGAAGACAUGGACGACGAUGGGGAGGAGGAGGAGGAGGAGGAGAUCGUGGACGACGCCAUCGGCAUCUUCGAGGGCCACGACGAGGCGGUGCUCUGCUGCGACGUCAGCCAGGAUGAUCGCCUGGUGGUGACCGGCGGCCAGGACGACCGGGCGAUCGUCUGGGAGGCGGCCACCCAGGCGCCGCUCUUCACCAUCCGCGGCCACAAGGACUCGGUGGUGGUCGCCCGCUUCAACGCCACCUCCAGCCUGGUGGCCACCGCCGACAUGGCCGGCCUGGUGCAGGUCUUCGACACCGCCGGCGAACGCCGCUACGACUUCGAGGUGGACGACAUCAACUGGAUGCUCUGGCACCCGGUCGCCGAACAGGUCCUCCUGGCGGGCACCAAGGCGGGCGACGCCUGGAUGUGGAAGCUCUCCGCCACCAGUCCGCAGACGAAGACCUUCCAGUCCUUUGGCUGCGAGAACAUGGUCGCGAAGGCCUUCAAGGACGGCAAACGGGUGGCGAUGGGCUACGAGGACGGGACGAUUCGCAUCUGGGACCUGAAGGAGGUGGCGGUGGUGCACACCAUUUCGGGCGCCAUCGCCCACCGCGAGCACGUCAUCUGCAUGGACCUGAACGCCGACGACAGCCUGCUGGCCACCGGCUCACUCGACUCCACCGUCAAGGUCUUCAACACCGCCACCGGAAAGCCCGUGCUGACCAUCUCCAUCGUCGGGCACAAGCAGCCGGUUCCGCCGGCCCUUCUUCUGGCGCGGCAGCAGCAGCAGCAGCAAAAACAACAGCAAAAGUCAGCCGAAAAGUCGGCCACCGCCGGAGAUGGUAGUCUUCAAGAAG
Molecule: messenger RNA, 1009 nt
Organism: Rhagoletis zephyria (snowberry fruit fly)
Lineage: Eukaryota; Metazoa; Arthropoda; Insecta; Diptera; Tephritidae
Source: RefSeq, a predicted model, not a curated record